UAUUGUUACGUUGGAUGUAAAGCUGACGAACUUAUUGUGGAAAAGGAUAUACCCACACCGAUAAAUAUACCGCCCACUGGACUAGCAAAUAGACUCAAGACAACCGGGAAGUCAGAUACCAAAUAA
Molecule: messenger RNA, 126 nt
Organism: Funneliformis mosseae
Lineage: Eukaryota; Fungi; Glomeromycota; Glomeromycetes; Glomerales; Glomeraceae
Source: the annotation of a GenBank genome assembly